This is a messenger RNA of Linum trigynum, 3786 nucleotides long. The record is from the annotation of a GenBank genome assembly. Lineage: Eukaryota; Viridiplantae; Streptophyta; Magnoliopsida; Malpighiales; Linaceae.
AUGGGGUUUGAUAAGCACCUUUGUGUGGAUGCUAGUGGGUUUGCUGGUGGAAUUUGGGUCUUGUGGAGGGAGGCUGAUUUCUCAAUUACGGAGUUGGACCGCGACUCUCAAUUCUUGCAUUUUAGUUGUAUUGCGCAGAACAGCACCUCUGUCCUUUUGACUGCAGUUUAUGCUAAGCCUAAUGAUCAUGAUAGACUACCUCUUUGGGCUGCAAUCCGCCGGUUGGAGCAGAAUAUCUCUCAACCUUGGUUGCUUGCGGGUGAUUUCAACUCCAUCACUUGUCCGUCAGAGCGUAAAGGUGGAGCAAAGUUUAAUCCCCAAAGGACCGCCAAUUUUAACGCCUGCAUUCGGGAUUGUGGACUUAUUGAUGUGGGGAUCAAUGGGCCGAAGUUUACCUGGAGCAAUGGAAAGUUGUCUCAGCGUCUUGACAGGGCUUUGUGUAACCAGGAGUGGAUCCGGACGUUUCCAGAUACUCUGUCGGACCAUCUACCUAAACUCCGUUCUGACCAUAGACCUAUCCUUGUUAAGAGCAACAAUGACCAUGCCCCGCCGCGACAGGAGCUUCAGGUCCACCUCACUCGAUGGAAUAAGGAAAUCUUCGGUAAUAUCUUUUACAGGAAAGCCAAGCUGACUAAGAGGCUAGCGCGAUUGGAAGUCCAAAACGAGAAUUCAGCCUCUGCUUUUUCCUUGCGUAAAGAGAGUCUUGUCCGAGAAGAGCUGGAACAGACGCUAUGGCAGGAAGAAUUGCUAUGGCUCCAAAAAGCUCGGACUAACCAGAUUCUAAAUGGCGACAUAAAUACCCGCUAUUUCCACACUGUUGCUCUCACUAGACGGAGCAAAAACAGAAUAACCAAGCUUCAGGUUGCUGACGGGACGUGGGUGGACGAUCCGGACCAGCUUAGAGGCAUUGCACGGGAGUUCUAUGUGAAGUUAUUUUCUGAUGACUGCACUGGACAACAACUUAUCCCAGCUUGCUUCAAUGUCGUUCCAGAAGCUAUGACAUCUCACCUAGCUGAUGCCCCAUCAAUGGAAGAGACUCGGAGAAUAAUCAAUGAAAUGGGAGGGAUGAAAGCCCCUGGGAAGGACGGUUUUCAUGCUGCUUUCUUUCAAAAGAGUUGGAAUAAUGUUGGAGCAGAUUUCUAUGAUCAUUUGGUUGCUUGUUUCAGGAAUCCCGACCGAAUCAGAAUGUGCAAUGACACUCUUCUAGUGCUGCUGCCCAAGGUUGACUUCCCGAAGCUAAUAACUCAGUUCCGCCCUAUUGGUCUCUGCAACGUGAGCUACAAGGUCGUGGCCAAAUGCCUUGCUAAUAGGCUCAAAGAAUUCACGCCUCAGCUGAUUGAUCAGAACCAGUCGAGCUUCGUCCCCAAAAGACACAUCACAGAUAAUAUCAUCAUCCUGCAAGAAGUGGUUCAUACUUUAUCGCUCAGAUCUGGUACUAAAGGAAGUAUGAUAUUGAAAAUUGAUCUCGCCAAGGCCUAUGACCGGAUCAAUUGGAAGUUCCUGGAGGCGACGCUUAUAGCGACAGGUUUACCAAUGGAUUUUGUCAAACUUCUUAUGGCAUGCGUGACUACUGCUCGUUUCCAGGUCAUGUGGAAUGGUGGCUUCACGGAAUCUUUUCAACCAUCUAGGGGUCUUCGGCAGGGAUGUCCUCUCUCUCCCUACUUGUUUACGCUUUGCAUUGAGAGACUGAAUCACUGCAUUAAGGAUUCUAUUAAUAGGAAAGCUUGGAAACCGAUUUUCUUAUCUAAGGAUGGUCCUCCGCUCACCCAUUUAUUUUUUGCAGAUGACCUGGUGCUGUUUGCUGAGGCGAACCAGAAGCAAGGGGAGGAAAUUCUGGCCUGUCUGAAUCGGUUCUGUGAAGCCUCCGGGGAACAAGUUAAUAAAGACAAGUCGUGUGUCUUUUUCUCCAAGAAUACCAGGGGGCAACUGAAGAAAUCGAUCAGUGACACUCUGGGAAUGCAGCCCACGAAUAACCUUGGUAGAUACUUGGGAGUGCCGGUGGUGCACGGCAGAGUCACCAAAGACACCUACAAGUACAUUUUAGAAAAGGUUGAUCAACGCCUAGCGGGAUGGAAGGCCAGAAGCCUUUCGUUGGCAGGGCGGGUUACUCUGGCGAUUUCGGUUCUUAAUGCUCUCCCUAACUAUGUUAUGCAGACGUCAGUUCUUCCCAUAUCAUUAUGUGAUGCCAUUGAUAGGAAAGUUCGUGCGUUUGUCUGGGGUGCGGAUGAAGGACAUUACAAGGCUCACUUGGUGAAAUGGGAGACCAUUUGCAAACCGAAGGAGGAAGGAGGAUUGGGCCUACGAUCGGCCAGGGCAGUCAAUAUCGCAUACCUUAUGAAGCUGGGGUGGGCUUUCCUGAACAAGUCCAACGGCCUAUGGAUUCGGGUGAUGCAAGGGAAAUAUUUCAAGAUGAAUGCUACGGGUGACAUGGUGAUGAAAAAAAGUAGUUACUCGAGAUUGUGGAAGGGGAUUGUGGAUACCUGGCCGAUUGUGAAGGAGCGAAUCGUGUGGGAUAUUCGUGGAGGUCAGAAUGUCCAGUUCUGGACACACCCCUGGAUAGUGGAAGGUCUCAAGCUGCGUGACCAUGUUAAGAGUGGCGAGGAAGACAUCAACUGGCAGGCCACGGUGGCGGACAUGACAAACAAUGCAGGUACUGACCCGCCGGUUGCUGAAUCGGGAGAGGACAUCACAGCCUGGGGGAUGGAACCGGAUGGAAAGUUCAAGCUUCGCUCCGCUUACUAUGCUGCCACGGAUUGGAUUGGCGACGCAGAUGAUAGAACGAGCGCGGAAUCCACCAAACCAUCUUGGAAGCGGCUAUGGAGAUGGGACGGGCCAAACCGGAUAAAGCACUUUCUCUGGCUAGCCUUCCACGACAGAUUGAUGACAAAUGUGGAGCGUAAACGGCGGAAAUUAACUAAUGAUGAUACUUGCACAGCUUGCAAUGAAGGGCCAGAGUCAGCUGAACAUAUCCUGCGACUUUGCCCAAACUCACGACAGGUAUGGCAAAUGCUAGGAAUUCAUAACAAUUUGCUUACUUGUGGCCUUGGUUUUACAGAAUGGAUGGAGGUCCACCUUGGCAAGGAUCAGGAGGGUCUCCUGUUUGGUGUAACUGCUUGGUACCUCUGGAAACGGCGCAAUGAAAGGAUCUUCCACAACUUGAAUCAAGAAAACCAUGUGCUGGCGCAUCGGAUCACCUGCUGGACGAGAACGAUACGCAAUGCUCAAAUGAAUGAUAAGGCGGCUAAUGUGCAACUCCACAUCAAAUCUUCCCAGCCGCUCGCAUGGAGUCCGCCGCCGAUGGAGUGGAUAAGUGUUCAUAUUGAUGGGUCGGUGAAGCAGCCGAAUUCGACUGCUGCAGCUGGAGGCCUGAUCCGGGACUGGACAGGAAGGUGUAUUGGGGCAUUUGUCGAAAACCUGGGCAUUUGUACUAUCACCAGGGCCGAGAUCAAAGGGGCGAUUCGCGGCCUCCAGGUGGCGUGGAAGGAAGGCUUUCGCAAGGUCCUUCUGUAUUUGGAUUCUACCACUGCCAUCAACAUCCUCACGGCUCCAGAUCAGAGGGAUCAUAGGUAUUUCAACCUAGUCCAACAAUUCAGGGAGCUGGUUCAACAAAACUGGGAAGUUAAGAUUUCCCACACCUACAGAGAAUGCAACAAGGCUACAGACUACUUGGCCAAUAAGGGCCACCUUGUAAGCAUAGGUUUCCAUGAUUUCAGGAUUGACGAUCCUGGCCUUUCGUUCUGGAUCUUGUAUGACACUAUGGGCAUUGCCCAAAAUCGUUUAAUUUAA